Mercenaria mercenaria is the source of this 3447-nucleotide messenger RNA. RefSeq names its product coatomer subunit beta-like. Gene Ontology annotation, molecular function: structural molecule activity. The record is from RefSeq and is a predicted model, not a curated record. Bases 126 to 2996 code for a protein of 956 amino acids. Gene Ontology annotation, cellular component: cytoplasm; COPI vesicle coat. The transcript has 24 exons. Lineage: Eukaryota; Metazoa; Mollusca; Bivalvia; Venerida; Veneridae. Gene Ontology annotation, biological process: intra-Golgi vesicle-mediated transport; intracellular protein transport; endoplasmic reticulum to Golgi vesicle-mediated transport.
AGUCUCGCAAUAAACGUUAUUUAGCGAGUUUUGGCCACGUCCCUGGAAGGAUCAUCACCGAAAUAGAAGGAUUUUACGAAUUUUAUAGUGUCAUCUAUAUCUGAUUGGAAAAGAAAGGAGACAAGAUGUCGACGCUGGCAGAGCAGCCAUGUUACACGUUGAUAAACAUUCCAACAGAUGCGGAACCACCCACGGAGAUGCAGCUCCGUACAGACUUAGAGAAAGGAGAUGUCAAGUCUAAAACUGAAGCCUUGAAGAAAACAAUACAGAUGAUUCUGAAUGGGGAGAAAAUGCCAUCUUUACUCAUGACAAUUAUACGCUUCGUUAUGCCAAUGCAGGAUCACAUGAUCAAGAAAUUGCUACUGAUAUUCUGGGAGGUUGUGCCAAAAUACACGCCUGACGGGAAAAUGUUACAUGAGUUCAUCCUUGUCUGUGAUGCUUACAGAAAGGACUUGCAACAUCCUAAUGAGUUUAUCCAGGGAUCAACUCUAAGAUUCCUAUGUAAACUGAAGGAACCAGAACUGCUGGAACCGCUGAUGCCAGCCAUCAGACAGGGUUUGAAACACAGACAUUCAUAUGUACGCAGGAAUGCUGUAUUGGCCAUCUAUACCAUAUACAGGAACUUUGACUUCCUUAUCCCUGAUGCUCCUGAACUGAUUGCUGAGUAUUUAGAGGGGGAGCAGGACAUGUCAUGUAAAAGAAAUGCUUUCAUGAUGCUUAUACAUGCUGAUCAGGAGAGAGCUUUGAACUACUUGAGUAGUUGUAUAGAUCAAGUGACAUCAUUUGGAGAUAUCCUUCAACUGGUUAUUGUUGAACUCAUUUACAAGGUUUGCCAUGCCAAUCCGUCAGAGCGUGCACGGUUUAUUCGAUGUAUCUACAACUUGCUGAACUCCUCCAGUCCAGCCGUGAGAUACGAGGCUGCUGGUACGCUUGUCACACUAUCAAGUGCACCCACAGCCAUUAAGGCUGCUGCUAGUUGUUACAUCGAGUUGGUGGUGAAGGAGAGUGAUAACAAUGUAAAACUGAUUGUCCUCGAUAGACUGGUUGCCUUGAAGGAGGUCCCAGCACAUGAGAAAGUCAUGCAGGAACUUGUGAUGGACAUUCUCCGAGUUUUGAACUCUCCAGAUCAGGAAGUUAGAAAGAAGACAUUGAACUUGGCACUUGAUCUUGUCACAUCUAGAAGUGUAGAAGAGAUGGUGUUAGUAUUGAAGAAAGAAGUUGUGAAGACGAACAAUGUAGAGCAUGAAGAUACAGGAAAGUACAGGCAGUUACUGGUCAGAACUCUACAUCAGCUGUCCAUCAAGUUCCCAGACAUUGCUACAACUAUUAUACCAGUGUUGAUAGAAUUCCUGGGUGACAGUAACGAGGCGGCCGCUGCUGACGUUCUGGUGUUUGUUCGUGAGGCCAUCCAUAGGUUCGAGCCCUUGAGGAACCUUAUCAUCAGCAAACUGUUGGAUGUGUUCUCUACAAUAAAAGCUAUGAAGAUUCAGCGAGCUGCCCUGUGGAUUCUGGGAGAAUACUGUACUACCUCGGAGGAUAUACAGGGUGUUAUGACCCUAGUUAGACAAUCUCUAGGAGAGAUUCCUAUUGUUGAUGAUGAACUGAAGAAAGCUGCUGGAGAAGUAUCAGAAGAUGAUACAAUGUCUGGAGGCAACAUACAGAGGCUUGUUACAGCAGACGGCACAUACGCUACCCAGAGUGCAUUCAGUACAGUCUCCACGGCAAAGAAAGAGGAAAAUCCUCCAAUGCGGCAAUUCUUAUUGGAUGGUGAAUUCUUUGUAGGCGCUGCCCUGGCAACGUCCCUCACCAAACUGGCCCUGAGAUACAUGACUCUUCACACUGAUCCCAAAAGGCAAAAUGCCUUUCUGGCAGAGUCUAUGUUCAUUAUGGCAACAGUCUUACAUCUGGGCAAAUCUGGAAUACCAACCAAGCCAAUAACAGAUGACGAUGUAGAUCGUAUUGCCACAUGUUUACGUGUGUUAUCUGAGCAGAGUCCAUUAAUGACAGAGAUAUUUAACACAGCUUCUCGUAACUCUCUCUCCCUUAUGUUGCAAGCAAAAAUGGCUGAAGAAAAGGAGGCACAGCAGGCAGCAGCGAAGAAGGUGGUUAAAGUACAAGCGGAUGACCCUAUAGCAUUUGCACAGCUAAUCAACAAGAAUGAGCUUGGAGCUACCGAGAAUAUGUUUGAACUGACACUGUCCCAGGCUUUAGGAAUGACAAACAAAAAAGAGAACGAUCCUAUGGGUGCCUCAAAGCUAAAUAAGGUGACCCAGUUGACAGGUUUCUCUGACCCAGUGUAUGCAGAGGCGUAUGUUAAUGUUAACCAGUUUGAUAUAGUACUGGAUGUUCUAGUUGUUAACCAAACUUCUGAUACCCUGCAGAAUCUUACACUGGAACUUGCAACUCUUGGUGAUCUAAAGCUGGUUGAGAAGCCCCAGCCUCUAACAAUGGCACCACAUGAUUUCUGUAACAUCAAGGCCAAUGUCAAGGUUGCAUCUACAGAAAAUGGAAUUAUUUUUGGAAAUAUUGUGUAUGAUGUUACUGGAGCUGCCAGUGAUAGAAAUGUAGUUGUUCUUAACGACAUUCAUAUUGACAUCAUGGACUAUAUUGUACCUGCGUCCUGUAACGACUCAGAGUUCAGACAGAUGUGGGCAGAAUUUGAGUGGGAGAACAAGGUGGCAGUGAACACAAAUAUUCACGAUCUACGAAAGUUCCUUGAACACGUUAUCAAGUGUACAAAUAUGAAAUGUCUUACUCCAGAAAAGGCUCUACAGGGAGAUUGUGGGUUCAUGGCUGCUAACCUUUAUGCCAAGUCUAUAUUUGGAGAAGAUGUGUUAGCCAAUCUGAGCAUAGAAAAACCUGCCCAUCUGGCUGCAGAUACACCUGUACAAGGUCACAUCAGGAUUAGAGCCAAAAGCCAGGGUAUGGCAUUGAGUAUGGGAGACAAGAUCAACCUGUCACAGAAAGCCAACAAAGCUGCACAGCCUGAACAAUAAACAAUUGGAAUCUAUAUAUAGACAUUACAUGUAUAUAGAAACAGGGAACGUAUAUACCUGUUGUCCAGACACUGCUUCACUUUCAGAACAAUCAAGAAAUACAAGAAAAACACCAGAAUGAGAAAAAAAUGUCAAAUCAUAAAUUUAUAUUUGAUUUUAAUGAAGUAGUAUUUGUCGGGUUAUGUUUAAAAAUUCUAAUUUUAUGCAUAUAACAGUUUUCUGGUAUUAAUGCAUGCGUCUUAGUUGAAUUCAUGUAGGUUAUUGUCACAGACUUUUGAUACUUUGUUACUUCAUUAUUACAUGAUGUACUACUUGAAAAAAAUACAUUAUUUAUCAUGUUAAAUUAAAUUUUAGAAGUGUGCAAUUACAUUGCUUAUUUGUUGGGCUAUUGUCAAAACUGCGAUUGCUUUUUCUGGCGUACAUUGGGAAAUAAAAUAAUUUAGAAAAAGAA